Molecule: messenger RNA, 981 nt
Organism: Purpureocillium takamizusanense
Lineage: Eukaryota; Fungi; Ascomycota; Sordariomycetes; Hypocreales; Ophiocordycipitaceae
Exons: 1
Coding region: 1-975 (324 amino acids)
Source: RefSeq, a predicted model, not a curated record
AUGACUCGGAGACCGGUCCGCAGUUCGGCGUCUCGCCUGGUGCCUCGCACCUACACUCUGCAGGCGGCAUCGUCGGCCACGACGACGCCCAUGAGCUCCGCCUAUCCGUCGACCAACAACUCAGAGGCCGAAGCCGACGACGAGGUGGCCAAGAUCUCUCUCGCCUCCCUCACACUCGACACCCCGCUCGUACCUCUCCGCCACGCCCGCCGCGUGCCCAAGAAGCCCUUCCCCUUCCUGUCACUGCCCUCGGAGCUCCGCGUCAAGGUCUACCAACACUUCUUCGCCGGCACGGACCCAGUCCUCGACCUGUCCCCGGAUAACUACAAGCGAAUCCACAAGCACCUUGGGCUAUUGCGCGUCUGCCGCCUGAUUCGUGCAGAGGCCACCCACUUCUUCUACAGCACGCGCUCCUUCCGCCUCUUCCCCACCUAUCCGGGCCGUUACUUCAAGUCCAAGCGCCCGUUGCUGGCGCGCCUGAAGCCCGGCCUGAGGGAAUGCAUCACUACCCUCGAACUGCGCCUGGGCCCGGGUUGGAAUGCGCCGCCCAGAGGUUGGGUUGUCAACGACGCGCUCGGCCUCAAGGACUGCGUCAGCGUGCGCAAGCUGUCCGUCUUUGUCGAGUGCGAUCCUAGCGAUGGCUUCUAUAAAGGGUUCCGGCGCUCCGAGGGCUUUUACGAAGGUUUCAGCCGCCAGCUGCUUGGCAGUGUCAUCGACGCGCUACCGCACCUUGCUGUCAUCGAGUUUGACGGCUUUUCGGGCGUCAAGAAGAGCGGUGCCAUGAUGCACGGUUUGCUCGACGUCGCGGCCCAGUCUGGGCAUCUCAUCCGCUGGGGCCCUGAGCACGGCUGGACGGAUGCUGACGAGGACGAGGAGCCACCCAAGGCGGGUGCCAGCGAGAAAUCGGCAGCGUUAUACUUGAACGGGCUAGCCAUGCAAGGCUACGCCCAGAAUAUGCCGGUCGCAGCAUCGUAAUCAGCG